GGACUUGAUCUUGGUGUAUAAGGUCAUAAUUGAGAAUGCCCCCCUCCACCAUGUUAGUUACAACUUACAACAUGAUAAUCAUUACAUCGUUUAAUUUUAUUUUCCCCCUUUAUCUAAACAUUUCUAAAUAAAUCUUCCUCAUGCUAUCAGCAUAUCACAUUUUUCAAACACACUUGUACAAAUAAUAUAGAGAAAGAUGAAGGCACCUCUGCAGCUCCUCCUAAUUACCUUUCUUGGUACAUUCCUCCGUGCAAGGACAGAAACUGACUCGUGUACCAACAAUCUGAGUAUUAAGGUUCCUAUCCCUUUUGAUACAACCAACCUUCACUGCCUUUCUGUAUGGGAUGCCCAAGGUUUCAUCCUCAGAUAUGUCCAGACUUCUGCAAACAUUUGGAGCUUCAUUCUCUCAACUCCAGACACAAAUUCAUACGUAGCUAUGGGAUUUUCGGCCACCGGUGGCAUGGUGGGUUCAAGUGCAAUUGUGGGGUGGGUGGCAUCUAAAGGAGCCAAUGGAGGGAUAAAACAGUAUUAUCUAGGGGGGGUUACCUCAAACCAGGUAGUGCCUGAUAAAGGAAACUUGCAGGUUAUAGGAAAUUCAACAUUCAUCAGUUUACAAUCCUCUCGUCUGUACAUGGUGUUUCAGUUAGAAACUACCGAGCCUUUGUCUUGGCUGAUACUUACCACUGGAUCCACUGGUAUAUUCCCUGCAGCACCAAAUUAUUCACUAACAAAACACCUAGACAAGUUGUCCACAAGAAUAGACUACUUAAAAGCAAACCUUGGAAGUUCACAAGUGAAUGGAAGUUCUUCACAAGGAGGUGGAAGUAGUACACAAAGUGAUUCAUGUGACUCCAAGCUAAACCUCAAUGUUCCUCUCCCAUUUGACACAACCAAGCUCAAUUGCCUUACUGUUUGGAAUGCUCAAGGAUACAUUCUCAGAUAUACUCAAACUGCUUCAAACACAUGGAGCUUCAUUCUCACAGCUCCAAACCAAAAUUCUUACAUAGCAAUUGGAUUCUCUCCCAAUGGAGGUAUGGUAAGUUCAAGUGCAAUUGUUGGGUGGAUUUCAUCCAAUGGAGCUAGUGGAGGCAUGAAACAAUAUUAUCUAGCAGGGUAUGCACCAAACCAAGUGGUGCCAAAUAGAGGAAACUUACAAGUUAUCUCCAAUUCAACUUUGAUUACAUCACAAUCAUCACGUUUGUACAUGGCUUUUCAGUUACAAACCAAUUAUCCUCUGUCUCGAAUGGUCUUUGCCAUUGGACCUAAUGGUGUCUUCCCUUCUGCACCAAGUUUUGGUCUAAUGCAGCACCAAGAUAAAGCUUCCAUUAAUGUGAAUUACGCCACAGGUUCAAGUGCAACAGGAAAUCCAUAUAUGAACCUAAAAAGAAGCCAUGGGGUGUUGAAUAUAUUGGGAUGGGGUAUCUUUAUCAUAAUGGGCGCAAUAGUUGCUCGUCACUUCAAGGAUUGGGAUUCAUUUUGGUUUAAUUUCCAUGUUUCAGUUCAAUCAUUGGGUUUUGUUCUUGGGGUAAUUGGUGUAAUUAGUGGGCUUAUCCUAAAUAAUCAAAUCCAUGUUGAUGUUAAUCUUCACAAGGCCCUUGGAAUCAUCAUUCUUAUUCUUGGUUGCCUCCAGAUAAUGGCUCUUCUUGCUCGACCGAAAAAGGAAUCAAAAGUGAGAAAGCAUUGGAAUUUAUAUCAUCGUACUACAGGGAGAAUAUUAAUUAUAGUAGCCAUAGCCAACAUUUUCUAUGGAAUCCAUUUAGGCAGGGAAGGAAGUGAAUGGAUGAUUGCUUAUGGAAUUGUGCUAGCUCUAUUACUAUCUAUUGCAUUCAUUUUUGAGACUGGAUUAUGGAGUAGAGACUAAAUCUUUUCUUUAAAUUGAUAUUGUUUCAUCAUUAGUUUUCAUUUCGGUGCUCUUUAGUUUCUUUUGUAAUCUUAUUGUAGGAGGAGGAUUAGAAAUUAAUUAAUGUCGUAUUAUUAAUAUUGAGAUAUCAACUAAAGAUAAUUCAAUUGAUAAA
Molecule: messenger RNA, 2015 nt
Organism: Cicer arietinum (chickpea)
Lineage: Eukaryota; Viridiplantae; Streptophyta; Magnoliopsida; Fabales; Fabaceae
Product: cytochrome b561 and DOMON domain-containing protein At3g07570
Source: RefSeq, a predicted model, not a curated record